AUGGACCAGAAGGGGAUCCAGUUACUGUCAGUCAUCCUCAUUUUAGGGCUCAGUGCACUGACUGAAGGAGCAGAACCCCCAGCUCCAUGCCAAUGUACUGUGGCUCCAAAAAACAGAGUGAACUGCGGGCCUCCAGGAAUCACUGCCAAGCAAUGCGAGGACGCAGGAUGCUGUUUCAAUUCAGAAGUUCCUGGCGUCCCCUGGUGCUUCAUUCGUCUCGCAAGGAAAUAUAAAAAGGUCUGUCCAGCAGAGGUAAAACUCAGAAAGAACUGUGGUUACCCCGGCAUCCCUGCUACAGUAUGUAAGGCGAGAGGAUGUUGUUUUGAGUCAAGACCCCCUGCUGUCGCCUGGUGCUUUUAUCCUCUUCUGGUAGAAGAAGAGUUCAAGCUGAUGGGUUUAAACAUUAAUGUGAAAAAGGAGCUGGUACAAUGUGCGCAGCAGCCAUCUGCCAGAGUGAACUGUGGAUAUCCGUACAUCAGUGCUGAGGCAUGCAACAACAGAGGGUGCUGUUUUGAUAACUCUAUUGUUGGUGUCAUCUGGUGCUUCUUUCCUAGGACAGAAGAAGAAUGUGGCAUCUAG
Caretta caretta (loggerhead turtle) is the source of this 579-nucleotide messenger RNA. NCBI's taxonomy places the organism in Eukaryota, Metazoa, Chordata, Testudines, Cheloniidae. The record is from RefSeq and is a predicted model, not a curated record.